CCCGCGUCGGGUCCCUCGUAGCGGCAGAUCAGCCUCGCCCGGGCGGACCCUGGCCGCAUUUUCCCCAGACCAUUAACACGACGCAACUGGUGCCCCUUUGAGCAUUACGUAGGCGACAUGUUCACGACUGCGUAACGUUCCCUUCGACGUCAACCUGUUUCCAAAAUGCUGCACCAGCAACUCUUUCAUUUCUUUGAUAGACAAUGACAACCUACGACGAGUAUGGCGUUCCCGUCGGCGCAUACUCAGAACCGGAGAGCUUAACCCACCAAGCAUGGCGGCUGGUGCGGGCUUUCUUCUUAUAUCGCAUACGGCCUGCUGUGCAGGAGAAGAGGAAUGAACUGCAAAGUGGAAGUUGGAGCUUCAAGCGGCUGUUUACGCUUGUGAGAGCGCUGGUGCUGCUGUGGUGGGUAGUUUUAUACUGGGGCGAAAGAGGUGUCUUCAACAGCGCUGUGGAGAGCUGCAACUGGGACAACUGGGAAAACUGGGAAGCUGGCGCAAACCCCCACAGACUCGUCUUCGUCGCCGACCCGCAACUCAUAGAUCCGCACACGUAUCCAGGUCGCCCGUGGCCUCUCAACCCUCUUGCCUACAAGUACACGGAUCUCUACCUUCGCCGCACCUACUCUCGCUUUCAGACUAUCCUAUACCCUGACACUAUAUUCUUCCUUGGCGAUCUAUUUGAUGGUGGCCGCGAAUGGUCUACGCGCACCACUACUUCGCCUGAAAAACAAUAUCGCAAGUAUGGCAACGACUUUUGGAUGAACGAGUACAGAAGAUUCGGGGACAUAUUCUUCAAGCACUGGGGUGACGGGGGUAUGCAGCCAAGACCUGGACAACCUGGGAGGAAGCUCAUAAGCAGUUUACCUGGUAACCAUGACCUGGGAUUUGCCAGAGGAGUGCAAGAAGGCGUCCGAGACAGGUUCAAUGCAUACUUUGGUGAUGGAAGCAGAAUCGACAUAAUUGCAAAUCACACUUUCGUCUCAAUCGACAGCGUCUCCCUAAGCGCACUCGGUCAAGAAUCACCAGAACAGGUGGAGAAGCUAUGGCGACCUACGAAAGACUUCCUCGAAGAUGCGAAAAAGCGUAAAAGGCGUCUGAUACAGCGCGAGCUACGUGCCCAGCAGGGCCUCAGACCCUACCCUGGUAUGCCUCACUACGCAAUUGAGAAGAAAGACCUAGCGACAUCCGAACUUCCACACGCCAAUGACGAAAUCACCGAAUUCCCUACGAUUCUCCUCACCCACGUCCCUCUCUACCGCGCACCAGGUACACCCUGCGGACCUCUUCGCGAACACUGGCCCCCAACCCCUCCACCAGCUGGGCAACCACCCCUCGAGCACGACGACCGCAACGCCAUCUCCGUGCGCGGCGGAUACCAAUACCAAAAUGUGCUCAACCGCGAGAUCACUGCCGACAUAGCCGAGAAAGUGGGAGACAUACGAUACGCCUUCUCAGGCGACGACCACGAUUACUGCGAGGUUCUCCACAAAGCAUAUACUAGUGCCGGUGGCGGCAUACGAGAAAUCACUGUCAAGAGCACUAGCUGGGCCAUGGGCGUUAGACUUCCUGGUGUACAACUCGUCAGCUUAUGGAAUCCUGUCGACGUACACGGCAACCCCAAGAACGGCGAUGCGAGCAAGACAAUUCAAACAAAGCUAUGUCUACUUCCAGAUCAAAUCGGCACAUUUCUCAAAUACGGGUUGCUAUUUGGCCUUACGUUGAUGAUUCUGAUACUUCGCGCGGCUCUCGUUACUCUCGGCGUCGUCUCCUCAAGCGAAGCAGACAUGACGACUGAGAGUCCUCUCCUGCCUACAACAAAUACAAGCACGUUCCCUGCUACGACAGCAGCGGAGAAGGAAUCACAUUCGUCAAAUUCCUCAACGUCUUCUGAACGCAUGGGGAACCUAUCCGUCCGCACAACCACUCAAACACGCAACAUGCAGCAACAACAAAGUCAACAAUCCAGAUAUAAUCUCCCGUUGGUACAACAUGCGGGCUAUGACCCUACCAAGGACUACGAUGAUGACGAUCAUGAUAGGGACAAGAAGGUCAGAGUCUAUGGUGUGAGCACCAAGGCUGCUAGGAAGCCAAGGAAACGGAGAAAAGGACUGGCCUUGUUCUGGUGGGAGUUCAGGACGAGUCUGAAGACUGUGAUUGUCCUUGGCGGGGCUUGGUAUCUGUUUUUGGUUUGGAGGGGGUAAAGAAGUGUAAUUUACAUCUUUAGAGUUACGAGUCCUUCGCUGCUUGUUAUGGAUACGCUAUUAUCAAGUUCCAAAGCUGCAACAUGUUUUUACAUGUAAGAGGUUGAUGACGCGAAUCAUAAUGACUGUGCCCUAGACUUUGCGUGAUCAUGACAUGAGAUUUCUG
Molecule: messenger RNA, 2370 nt
Organism: Alternaria alternata
Lineage: Eukaryota; Fungi; Ascomycota; Dothideomycetes; Pleosporales; Pleosporaceae
Exons: 2
Coding region: 204-2204 (666 amino acids)
Biological process (GO): GPI anchor biosynthetic process
Cellular component (GO): endoplasmic reticulum
Source: RefSeq, a predicted model, not a curated record